AUGUAUGCUUGCCACUCAAAGAGGAAUGGAACUUCAACGAUGCAAAAUCAUUUGCCUUCAUGUUGUAAAAAUCCUCAUAAACGUGGACCUUUGGAUAGGUAUCAAAAAACAUUGACAGGUGAGGCAUCACCUGAGGAGGGGAUUGGAGACAAUGAUGGUAGUACAUUAAGGACUCUUGUAACCCACAAAUUUAGUGAAGAGAUUACGAGGUUGGCUAUUGCAGAAAUGGUAAUUGUUGAUGAAAUGCCAUUUAGGGUUGUUGAAGGACAGGGAUUUAAAAAAUUUGUUUGGUCUCUUGAACCCUGGUUUAAAGUUCCAUGUCGUGUCACAGUUGUAAGAGAUUGUAUAAAAUUGUAUGAAGUAGAAAAUGGGAAGCUUAAAAAUGUGUUUAGAGAUGGUGGCAUGAGGAUUUCCUUGACGACAGAUACAUGGACAUCAUUUUCGAUAGGGAAUUUGUUGGGGGGUAAGUAUAUGCACAUGAGAUGUUGUGCUCACAUAUUAAAUCUUAUUGUGAGUGAGGGUUUGAAGGAGUACAAUGAUGCAAUUACAAUGACACGAUGGAACUCAACCUAUUUGAUGUUGGAGACAGCUGAGAAGUUUGAGAAGGCUUUCAGGUGGAUGGAGAGUGAGGAUUAUAAUUUCCUCUCUUACUUUGAUGAUGGGCACAUGGGACCUCCUAAAGCUACAGAAUGGGAGACAGUGCGGGUGUUUGUCAAGUUUUUAGAGAUGUUUUAUGAAGCCACUACUAGAUUUUCUGGAUCUUUAUAUGUAUUAAUAGAUUUGUAUGCAGAGUAUAAUGUUACAUUUGGUUCCACCACGAGUACUCCAGUUUCUCAACCCCCUCCAAUAUCUAGAUCCAUGAAUGUUAGUGAUGGUAAACGUGAGACCAAAUGCUUCAAGGAGUGGUAUAGGGCAUCUUCCGCCAUGGGAUCUAAUAUUACCCAAACUGAAGUGGAUCGAUAUUUAUCAUAUGGUUGUGAGGCACUCAGCGAAUCAUUUGACUUGUUGACUUGGUGGAAAAUAAAUGAGGCUAACUAUCCUAUACUUGCGAGGAUUGCACGAGACUUAUUAGCCAUGCAUGUUUCCACAGUUGCAUCCGAGUCAGCAUUUAGCACGGGAGGUCAUGUGCUUGAUCCUUUUCGGAGUUCGUUGGCUCCGAGAAUUGUUGAGGCACUUAUUUGUACUCAAAAUUGGUUAAGGCAUCCGGCAACACACAUUGAUAUCCGAGAGGCUAUGGAUAAUGUCGAGAGCUUUGUAGUAGAAUCUGGUAAUGUUUUCAAAUUUUAA
This is a messenger RNA of Carya illinoinensis, 1287 nucleotides long. RefSeq lists its product as uncharacterized. The record is from RefSeq and is a predicted model, not a curated record. Gene Ontology annotation, molecular function: protein dimerization activity. NCBI's taxonomy places the organism in Eukaryota, Viridiplantae, Streptophyta, Magnoliopsida, Fagales, Juglandaceae. The transcript has 4 exons. The coding region runs from base 1 to 1287 and encodes 428 amino acids.